Anopheles darlingi is the source of this 1251-nucleotide messenger RNA. RefSeq lists its product as uncharacterized. Lineage: Eukaryota; Metazoa; Arthropoda; Insecta; Diptera; Culicidae. The coding region runs from base 87 to 497 and encodes 136 amino acids. The transcript has a single exon. The record is from RefSeq and is a predicted model, not a curated record.
CGAACCAAAACAAACGUUUCACCGUGCUGCUCGUGUAGACCCGUCUGUGCGGCCACAAAGUCCCGGAUGCGGCCACUUUCGGCAGGAUGCGCAAAACGUGGGUUAAGCGCGACAACAUAUACUAUAAACCGUUCUACAAGCAGAAGCUCAAGCUCACGCUGAUCGGUGUGCUCGGACUGGGUAUCCUGUUCUUCGUCUACCAGCUGGUCUACAUCAGUCAGUUUCUGCCAUCGUCGUCGUCGUUGUCGUUGUCGUUGUCGUCGUCGGGGUCAUCGGGGUCGGCCUUGCUGGCCGCCCAGAUGCGGCCCCCGCUCCACGCAAAUAGUAAUAAUCCCGUUGCUUCGGCAGAACUGGGAGCGGACGGCGGCAGCCCACCAUCAGCAACACCGUUGGCGGCGAACGGGGGGCUACACGGCAGUAGUAAUUCGGACACCGGGCAGCACCAGUACGCCUACGUCGAACGGAUCGGGAACCACGAGCGUAUGAUCCUGCGGUAAGUGACAUCGCACCCCUCCCUUGCGCGCCGACCACCAUACAUCGAGAACACAUUUCCUUCCGUUCUUACAGUGGCAUCCGGCUGCGAGAUCUGGAUCACUACACGGAGCCUGCGUCCGUGUCCCGAGCUUCAUUCCGGUGUUUGCAGACCGGCCGUGAGCUGAGCUGGGACCGAGUGAACGACGAUUACUGUGACUGCCCGGAGGACGGCAGCGACGAACCGAGCACAAAUGCGUGCGUCGAGGGGCGAUUUUACUGUCGCUUCCAGAAGCGCCAUCGGACGGGCCGGGGGAGGGACCGAUCGAUACCAAGCGGCUGGGUUAACGAUGGUGUCUGUGAUUGCUGUGAUGGUUCCGACGAGUGGCUCCCGAUCGGUGGUAACCUAGUGCCACCCCGCCCUUGUCCGAACACCUGUAGCACUAAAUACUUUCUCUAAGCCGGGAGAAGCGCGGGAGAUUGGCUUCAACCGUUUCCCUUACGCUUUUCUUUUUCUUUUCUUACGCGGCCUGAACCGCGCAUCUCGCCAUCACGUCUCGCAUCACAUUCCGCCAAUGCAAUCGCAAUGCAAGGGAUGCUGGAAACGAACAGCCGACCGAGGAUCACUUUGCUAGCAUGUUUCACAACCUCUAGGGUAGAUUGAAUAAAAUAAAAAUAUUUUUACUGUCGAUAAAUACACAGUUCACCUGGUGUCCGUUGCCGUCGUCGAGCCACUAAUCGCAGGAUACCUCUCCGGUGGGCUGCACGGGCUCAUCCUCU